AUGAUUGGGCGAAUUGGACUGAGUAGAGUGUUGACACGUGGUUUGUCAAGUGGGGAGGCAGCGAAACUCACAAUUCAACCGGCUAUCGAGCGAUCUCCCACUGAUCUCCUGAACGCGUUGUCUGAAACAGUCGGCCCCGACACCACUGCACCUCAUUUCGCCUAUAUCGAUGACCCAAUCACGAUUCCAUCCACACAAAGCGCCAAGAAAACGUAUUUUAUGGCAAAAGAAUUUGGAAAACGGGCGGCACGAGAACUCGCCACCGAAUGGCCGACGCUCUUCGCUUUCGAUCGAGAUCAGCCGCGUCUCCCAGCAUUUCGUCCACAACACCUCGCCGACCCACUUCAAGUAGACCCCACCGAGAAAAGUCUUCAAAAAAUGAUAAAAUCUCGAGAAGUCCAAGAUUCCUGCGUUCUCUACGAACGUUUGAGGUCGGAAAACGUAGAAGUGAGCGAGAAAGUUCAGUUGGAGCUGUUUCGCCUGGUCGCUUAUUACAAUUCAUCGAAUAUUCCGUUUUCUGAGUGGCAAGAGUGGGCGGGAAUUCGAAAUUUUGGGGAAGAAUCGAAUGCGAAAUGGAAGACGGGCGGUGUGGCGGAUUUGUUAUUCGAAACUCUGCAGAAAACCGAUGAAACUGUGUCGAUUAUGAUUGCGGCGCUCUGUAAAUUUCAUGAUUCUCAGAGUGUUGAAAGGGCGAAAGAGCUAUAUAAAGAGCACCAGAAGGGAAAAAUUCAUCUGGAAGCGUUCAAUGGGCUCAUUGGAGCAUCUAGUUUCAAUGCAGCGAAAAAGUUGGCGGCUGAAAUGAAUUGUCUGAAAAUUUCCCCCAAUAUCUCCACUUUUAACGCUCUCCUCUUCUCUGCCGCCAAAAUUCCCAAAUAUGAGGAGAAAAUCAAGGCAUUUAGCGAGAUUAUCGCUGAAAUUCGAGAGUUAGACAUGGAGCCGGCCCUGUCUUGUUAUUAUAUCAUUGUCAAGAAUCUGAUCGACUCGAAAUUGUUGGAUAAAGAGAAACGGGCGGAGAACGAGGAGCAGAGCUAUAAUAAGCAGUUGACACUGGCGGUUUCCUGGAUUUCAGAAAUUUUGAAUGAGAUUGAAGGCAAGUGA
Messenger RNA from Caenorhabditis remanei, 1098 nucleotides. RefSeq lists its product as uncharacterized. Gene Ontology annotation, molecular function: protein binding; rRNA binding; ribosomal small subunit binding. Lineage: Eukaryota; Metazoa; Nematoda; Chromadorea; Rhabditida; Rhabditidae. The coding region runs from base 1 to 1098 and encodes 365 amino acids. The record is from RefSeq and is a predicted model, not a curated record. The transcript is spliced from 3 exons. Gene Ontology annotation, cellular component: mitochondrion. Gene Ontology annotation, biological process: mitochondrial translation.